AUGUCCGGCGAUGACUUCAAAGCCGGCUGGAUGAGUGGCUGGCGAUUCCUCCCGUCCGUGCUACCUCUGAGUCUGACCGGUCAUCAUCCUUUGAGAGGGGCGACACGACAGAGCUUAAUUCAAACGUGGACUGGGAGGGAGGGCAGCGGGCUCUCAGAGGUCGGCCGGCUUUACGUCUGUGCUCAUUCUCAAGCGGACCGGACCCCCCAUCAGCCCGCUGUAUUCACCGAAAUUUUGAUGUCAGCUGGAGGAUUUGCAGCCGCCCGGCCUGGCCACAUCUCGAAGAUCCCGUCUGUGCACAUUCGGAAGCCGACUGGCCCUCGGCCCGUUAGGGCCACAGUAGGCCUAUCACAUGGACUGGGUCCUCAGGACCCAUUCCUAUAA
Molecule: messenger RNA, 384 nt
Organism: Puccinia graminis f. sp. tritici CRL 75-36-700-3
Lineage: Eukaryota; Fungi; Basidiomycota; Pucciniomycetes; Pucciniales; Pucciniaceae
Exons: 2
Coding region: 1-384 (127 amino acids)
Source: RefSeq, a predicted model, not a curated record